Messenger RNA from Colletotrichum tamarilloi, 348 nucleotides. RefSeq lists its product as uncharacterized. Bases 1 to 348 code for a protein of 115 amino acids. The transcript has a single exon. The record is from RefSeq and is a predicted model, not a curated record. NCBI's taxonomy places the organism in Eukaryota, Fungi, Ascomycota, Sordariomycetes, Glomerellales, Glomerellaceae.
AUGCCGUGCGAAUCGCCCGCCAUCGCUGCACAUCAUUGGGAGCCACCGAUGAUCCCAAACGUGGGCCCCGGCGCCUGGCGCUGUCCUCACCCUGUCCCAGCUAGCAUCGAAGCGCACGGCCAGGCCUUGCCUGACAUGGCACAGACGAACGCCAAUUCUUCGACUUCUAGGUUCAUCGUCCUUCUCUCUUGGUAUCACAAUGUCACCUUCCAAGUUGCCGGAGACGCUUUACAUCGUACGGAUACCUCCUCUUCUUCAUGGUUCCAAUCCCCCAACCUCGGGUCCCGCAACACAAGCGAGCAGCAAGCAGCAAGCAGCCAGCAGGAUGGGUCAUGGGUGGCAUGGUGA